This is a messenger RNA of Mycena indigotica, 1530 nucleotides long. RefSeq lists its product as uncharacterized. The record is from RefSeq and is a predicted model, not a curated record. Gene Ontology annotation, molecular function: DNA-binding transcription factor activity. The coding region runs from base 1 to 1530 and encodes 509 amino acids. Gene Ontology annotation, biological process: regulation of DNA-templated transcription. The transcript has 7 exons. NCBI's taxonomy places the organism in Eukaryota, Fungi, Basidiomycota, Agaricomycetes, Agaricales, Mycenaceae.
AUGCCCCCUAACUUGGAGGUGAUUCGGUAUCAGACGGUCCUUGAGGUCGAUGCGCUAUUCAGCUCGAACUGCGAGGAGGAACGAGAGAUAAACGAGCUUGUCGGCCGGGUAGCUAGCUUUCGCAAAGCCGUGCCUGGCUCUGUUGGCGCUGUGUGGCCAACGACACUAGACAUCAAAGUCAUCCAAGGAAUGCUGCUCUACCACGAAAUGAGUGUUGAAGAUGAAAAGGGGCGCUCAUUGGCCAAGUAUAAGAAUCGCAAUGCCUUCAUAUCCAGGUUCAUACUCCAUGCAACAAAUGUGCUUCGAACAAGGUCACAAGUCUCGAGUCGUAUCCAACAACUCCGCAACCUCACUCCGGACAAUCGCAUCCGUGCAUUAAUAGACGCCAAGUCGCUCAAAGGGAUUACGCCAUUGCCCGACAAACUGACUGUGUUCGAAAGACCGAACAUCGAGAAAGAUCUUUUCGAUGAAGGCCUCCCCAUACAUUACCCCACCCUCAUUAUCUCUGCUUGCGUCUACGCUUUUCAAAGACAGAGGAACGGGCUGCCGCCAGCCUUACAUAUCGAGUCGACUGCUUCUCAAGCCAUCGAAAUAUGUGAACCAGACUGGCGGCCUUCCACAAGCGGCUUGGGCCUCACUGUCCACAUUAUCUCUGCGGCCUCGUUAUCGACAUACUGUCACUACGAGGUGACACAAAAGGGGAAAUCCAUCAAUUCCUUCGAGGGCUCGUUGAUACCUCAUGGGUUUGCAGAGGAACAACAAGAGAACAUGACUCGCAGACGGCGUCGAUACCGUGGUUCAGUCAUGCCGGAGGGAUUGCGAAAUCAUGACGUCAUUUCUGAUUGGGCCGUGCGCCAGUUGGUCUAUCCUCCCUUUGCAGAUGUCAACGAAUGGACCCAACCAUUCGCGGAGAUCACCUACACCUUUAACUCGUUGAUCGGAGAGUUCAAGGCCCAGAUGGACAUCCAUAGCGCUAAUCCAGCUAUGGUCCCGCCAAUGCCGCGGCUGACUAUGGAUGAGGGUCUACAUACCUUUUCUUAUCGAAAGCACGUCGCAACAAGAGCAAGCCGUCGUCCAAAAUUACCUCGUUCCCCUUCCAAACCUAUUGGGGAUGGAAUGUGGAAGAUCGAGAAAUAUUCCGUUGCGUCGAGUCAUCCACGUAACAAUGAAAACCCGGAUCAUUCUACCCAACGAGAGCCUGGUAAUGGGAUUUCUCUCCGGCUGCAACACUUCCAGGAUACAUCGAGUUUUGUCAACCCAGAACAGCGUGCCCUGAUGGGCAUCCUGAAGCCGGCGAGCAUAACCGAGACUUUCAAUGAGCUCGAUGUCAAGCUUGACAUACCCAAUGGCCAGUGGGUUGGUAACCCGCCACCUCCUAGUCUGCCAAAAUCUUCAACUGCGCCAAUCCGUCGACUGGCACUCGCAGAUCUGCUUCAUGCCGAGCCGGUACGGAGAGAAGUCAGCCCAGAAGUCGCUGAGAUACUUAGGCCUAGUUCCUUUUCGCUAACAUCGGCUGUUUGGGACAAAUGA